AGCUACCAGGGUACAACAAAAUACAGGAAGGACAAAGGGUUUAAGAAUCUGCGAAGCUGUACAGAAAGAAUUAUGGCAUCAAUGGCGAAUCAAGAAAUAAAGGAAGAAGAUUACGGCGUGUUGUUAUACUACAAGUACGCUACGAUUCCCGAUCUUGAAGCACUAUUCAACUUCUACGAGUCCAACUGCAAGUCUCUUUCCCUCCUGGGUCGUGUCCGCCUCUCUCCCAAUGGCGUCAAUGUCACUGUAGGGGGAAAGUUAUCUGCCUUGGAGGAGCACAUUGCUGCAGUGAAGUUGAAUUGUUUGUUUGAAGGGACAGACUUUAAGCUUGCAUCUUGCCAUGAACCAUCAAACGAUAGGGUCGCCAUGGAAUGUGGAUUUACUUCCCUCUCUAUACGUAUAGUUAAGGAAUUGGUAACUUUGAGUUCCUGUCCCCUGAGAAGGUCGCCUGAAAUUUCAAAUGCGGGGAAGCAUCUCUCUGCAGCCGAAUUCCACUCUGCCCUUCACAAUGUUGGGAACUUUCAAGACAAACUGAUUCCAAGCAGCAAUAAAAGAACUGUCCUUAUUGAUGCAAGGAAUUUAUAUGAGACUAGAAUCGGGAAGUUCUAUACUCCAAAUAUGGAGACUUUGGAUCCAGAAAUCCGGCAGUAUAGUGACCUUCCUUCUUGGAUAGAUAACAACUCCGAGAAGUUGCGUGGGAACAAUAUUCUCAUGUACUGUACUGGAGGAAUUAGAUGCGAGAUGGCAUCAGCCUAUAUCAGGUCUAAAGGUGCCGGCUUUGAAAAUGUUUUCCAGCUUUAUGGUGGGAUACAACGAUAUCUGGAGCAAUUUCCUGAUGGUGGUUUUUUCAGAGGAAAGAAUUUUGUCUUUGACCACAGGGUUUCAGUUGGAAGCUCAGAUUCAAGAAUUUUGGGUACUUGUCUUCUCUGUAGUUCUCCUUUUGAUGAUUACUCAUCACGGACCCGGUGCAUGUACUGUAGGAUGCUUGUCUUAGUCUGUGAUAAUUGCCGGGAGAAGGAUUCUUCUUAUGUUUGUGAACUUUGCCAGAAGAACAGCCAGUGUAUUCAGCCAACUUCAGCAACAGAGUUUGACAACGCAGUGGAAAUAUCAGAAGUCGCAGAGCUUGAAGCUGUCUCUACCCCGGAUAGAAUUGCUCUAUCACCCCUGGUUUCAGGACCCAGGACAUUGCGAAAGCUGAGAAUUCUUUGCCUUCAUGGUUUCCGCCAGAAUGCUUCUGGUUUCAAAGGUAGAACUGCAUCUUUAGCCAAGAAACUCAAGAGCAUUGCUGAGCUUGUUUUUGUGGAUGCACCCCAUGAAUUGCCUUUCAUUUAUCAAAUCCGUAGAAACUUCGAUUCUGCAUCAGAAAUGGAAAAUAACCGUCCACCUUCAGAGAGUUGCAGCAAAAAGUUCUCAUGGUUAGUUGCACCUGAUCACAAGGGAGAGAACGAUUCUGAUUGGAAGAUAGCUGAUAGUCCAUUUGAUUCUCUUCAGUACCAGAAACAAACUGAAGGUUUCGACAAAUCAAUUGCAUAUUUAAAAGACACAUAUUCUAAAACAGGCCCUUUUGAUGGGAUAUUGGGUUUUUCACAAGGAGCUGCAAUGGCCGCUUUAGUUUGUCUACAUCAGCAGAGGCUGAAAGGAGAGAUGGAAUUCAGAUUUGCGAUUCUGUGCUCCGGUUUUGCUGUUAAUAUGAACAAUUGUCAGCAGGGUUCAAUCGAUGUUCCUUCACUUCAUAUAUUUGGCAACGACAAGGGUAAAGAUAGACAGAUAGAGAGCCAAGCUAGUAGACAUGUUGCUUCUGUGUUUGAGAAUGGCUGCUCUGUUGUUAUUGAACAUGACUUUGGUCAUAUAAUUCCCACAAGACCUCCAUAUAUUGAUCAGAUAAAAGAUUUCCUCAAACGUUUCAUGUAAUUUUCUCAGCAUAAUUGGGCUUCAAGUCAAAGCCUUGAUUGAUGCAUUGGGAUUAUGCUUUAGCUUGUAUCAAGAUGUUAUAAUUUGUAAACUAUUAAUCAUAGUCCCUGGUUUCAAGUAAUUUGGUUCUCAAGA
Messenger RNA from Solanum dulcamara, 2046 nucleotides. RefSeq names its product rhodanese-like domain-containing protein 6. NCBI's taxonomy places the organism in Eukaryota, Viridiplantae, Streptophyta, Magnoliopsida, Solanales, Solanaceae. The coding region runs from base 73 to 1911 and encodes 612 amino acids. The transcript is spliced from 9 exons. The record is from RefSeq and is a predicted model, not a curated record.